Aplosporella prunicola CBS 121167 is the source of this 1568-nucleotide messenger RNA. RefSeq lists its product as uncharacterized. NCBI's taxonomy places the organism in Eukaryota, Fungi, Ascomycota, Dothideomycetes, Botryosphaeriales, Aplosporellaceae. The transcript has a single exon. The coding region runs from base 105 to 1418 and encodes 437 amino acids. The record is from RefSeq and is a predicted model, not a curated record.
GCCAAAAUGAUAUUGGCAGGGUCGAUUUGGCAGAUAGGGAAGGCGCAGUGAAAGGGCCAGCUCAGCACCUCCCAGCCGCAGGUAACACCUCUCGGGCAUCACAUAUGGCUCCUGGUGCCAAAGCACUGGCACACUUUGACGAAGCUCCGGACUUUGGAAGUUUCGGUACCAGCGCUCAAGCGACUCAACUAUCAGAAAACAUUGAGAAUCCAGAGCCCCAUGGGCAACCUUCCACAACUCAGUCACAUGGAAAUGUGGGUCUGCAGAGAACAGACUCUCAAACCUUCAUUGAAGACACGCAGCAAGGGAUUGCUGCAUUGCAAAGUGAUUUGUUUUCUUCCUUUCCGGACGAAUGGCUGUCGUCAGAUCCUAUGGGAAGUUCUCCCAUCUUGGAAAGGCCCUCGAAACGUCUUCGUCUAUCUCCAGGAUCAGAAAUCAACGAGCCAUUUGAUGAUGCUCAGAUGGAUGAAAAUCCCCAGCAUGCAACAACCUCAAACUUCCAGUCUCCGGAGAUGUCCCCGAAACUUCCAGGUAGCAUGAAUUCGCAAAUGCCAAGCUCUCAACUGCCUGAAGAUUAUGGAUUAGGCGACUGGCAAACACCCACAUCAUCCAUGGGAGCACCUAUUUCAAGUCUAAAAUCACAGUCAGAGAAUUAUGUUGACCCAGCCCCAAUGGCCGUACACAAUGUCUUAGCUCCCUCGUCUCCGGAAGAGGCGAUGGAAACGAGGCGCUCAAACUGUGACAGGACAGCAGAAACAACAUUUCUACUCUCGCAGUCAUCGUUACAAGACGAUGCCAACGACGUACAAGACCGAGCCUCGCAAGCGGACCAAGAUGCUUCAACUAGUCUGGUGAAAGACACGAGUGAGAAAAAUAAGGGAGCCUCUGAUGGGUCUGCCUAUCGCAACGAAGGUCCAGCAAAUUACGACUUUGCCUCCCUUCCGAUCAAGCUCUUUUCACCGUCCGCAUCUGUCAGCAAUAAGACAUCUUUCAAUGAGAUGACUGAGUUGCUAGAACAGUAUGUUGAAAAUUUACCUUUGGAAAAGCAUUAUCGCCCGGCAUUUGUGUCCCGGCCCAUAAAUGAUACAGAUCGCGGGUGCUGGAUGUUCGAUACCUCUACCUGGAGAUUGGACAGGCAGUACGAGUUUUGGACUGGAAUGCAAGAAUUGCUUGAAAAGGGUUAUCUUGAAAACGUCUCGUGCCAAAGAAACAUUUCAAACGACAUUGGAUCCGACAGGACAGACGGUAAAGAGGCGGAAGGAUUGGGAAUGGUCUGGCUGUUCUGUUGGGGGCAGGUUGCUCCGCAUAUUUGGCUCGUCAUGCUCGUUCAAAGUCACUUGGAGGUGAGAAAGUCAAAGGCACGCUGGACCGUAGGACCGCCGCCAGAGGACUUGGAGGUGGUCGUACAAAUGCCCUGAUUUGCUACAUUCCUAGUGAAGACGAGACCAAAUCAACCAUGCGGUAAUCUUGUGAGCGCUGAAAAGUAUUAUAUCAUUCUGUACAUACAUGUAGACAGGCUUUUGUAUAUUCGUUCACAAGCAACUUUAAAUCCGCUCCAUGAAACCAGC